Messenger RNA from Ostrinia furnacalis (Asian corn borer), 888 nucleotides. RefSeq lists its product as uncharacterized. The transcript is spliced from 3 exons. The record is from RefSeq and is a predicted model, not a curated record. NCBI's taxonomy places the organism in Eukaryota, Metazoa, Arthropoda, Insecta, Lepidoptera, Crambidae. The coding region runs from base 105 to 467 and encodes 120 amino acids.
AUUUUAAAUCGCAACUCUGUUUCACCAGUAGUACGGCGCGCGUACAUAACAAAAGAUUAGUGUGUUUCUUUAAAUGGAGAGAAAAUUUGGAAGAAGAGAAGAAAAUGUCGGCAAGAAGAACAGGGGUGACCCCUGACGUGGAAAGCAGUCCUGUCAAUUGGGCUAACGUCUAUCAAGAAGCAAGCAAUCUGCUACCGCCGAGAGAUGAACCGGCGCCUCCAGGACGGCCGGUGAGACCGCAACCUCACCGCCCUCCAGGCCAUGCCAUGCACAUGACGGGUCACGAGGGGUUUUGCUUUAUAAAGCGCUCCCGGGAGAAAAAACCAGCAGAGACAGGUUUCACGCGAGAGUCCAGCCAAAACAGCUUCGCCAGUUUCAGCGAUGCGGCCCCAAAAAAGUUUAGAUUUAAACACGUGUUCAGGAAUUUGAUGCUAGGUUGCUUUGGUUUCCACAAGCACUUGAGCUAAAUGUUCACAUAGCCAGUUGCAAGAUUUGUUGAAAAGUUGAAAGUUACAACAUAAUAUUGAAAUGCUACAUUGCUUAGCUGAUAUGCUCACCUUUGCCCAGUGAAGCUGAGAAAACCGCUCACGACUAUCAGCAUAUUUAACCCGAAAAAUAGCUGAUGUACAGUCGUCAGUGCAACUAGCAAAAAUUCUCAAAUAUAAUAGACAAACAUUAUAAUAUUAACUUAUAAAAAAAUGUCGUCGCAUUUCUUCAUAAAGAUGAAAAGCAUUUUAAAAUACAAAUCACAAAGAAGAAAUGGACAGCUGAUAGACAUUAAAGUACAUUCGGUGGACUAAAAGAAAACAAUCGUUUUUAAUGGACUCAGAAAUUCAAUACAAUAGUUAGGUACAUGCAGUUUUUACAACAUUUUUUUGCAUUUUUAUG